Molecule: messenger RNA, 5158 nt
Organism: Alosa sapidissima (American shad)
Lineage: Eukaryota; Metazoa; Chordata; Actinopteri; Clupeiformes; Clupeidae
Gene: slka
Product: STE20-like kinase a
Exons: 19
Coding region: 750-4373 (1207 amino acids)
Biological process (GO): protein phosphorylation
Molecular function (GO): protein binding; ATP binding; protein serine/threonine kinase activity
Source: RefSeq, a predicted model, not a curated record
CAUUAAGCUGUACAGGCGAAGUUCACGUCUUGACUCCUGUGAGAAGAAGAAGCACCGUGGAAAAGAGGCUGGAUGGUGACUUCGCGAGGAAAACGUGGAUGGUCAAACAAAAAACGCCAGUCGAGGAAGUAAAUGGGAGUUUAUGCCCUUUUAUCAUUUUUUCAUGCACUUCUCCAAGCCUCAAGAAGGAGCUUGAAUCGUAAGGCCGACGUCUCAACAAUCUUAACCGAUUGAAAGGAGCUUUCUGUGGAGUUUGACGAGAUCAACAUCCGCUACCAUCAUAUACCAACUACGGAUAUACUUAGUGGCACGACCAUGGAUUAAGACAUCUGCCUAUAUCUACAUUUCAUUGUUGACCGAGGCAUAUGGAUUCGGAUGUACUCAUUGAAAUCGAUUUUGGGCUCUCCAAGGUGCAGGCGUUCCAUGAGAAGCCAUACGAAUAAGGCGUUUAAUGUGUCGAACGAUAAAAUAAGCUAGAUACAUUGUAUUUUGUGGUAAGACACAUUGUGUGUUUUUGGCUUUGAGACCUUUAGAUGAGUGGAUGUUACAAUUUUGCACCAACGCCUUAAACAUUGGUUACUGUCGUGUCAUUCAGUAGCUGCGGACAGCAAUACUGAAGACCAAAUAACUGGCUCUUAUUCAUUUGACUGGUUCUUUAAGGAUACACGGCUAAUUAUCAGACGUUAAACACUUGCCUUGGUUCUGGACUUUGUGAAACGUAAUUGUUACGUUUUCUCUACACAGGCAAAAUGUCCUUUUUUAAUUUUCGGAAAAUCUUUAAACUGGGAACUGAAAAGAAAAAGAAACAAUACGAACACGUUCACAGAGACUUGAAUCCGGAGGAGGAGUGGGAGAUUGUAGGAGAACUGGGCGAUGGAGCCUUUGGCAAAGUGUACAAGGCCCAGAACAGGCAGACGAAUGUGUUGGCCGCUGCUAAAGUGAUCGACACCCAGACAGAGGAGGAGCUGGAGGACUACAUGGUGGAGAUCGACAUCCUGGCAUCAUGUGACCAUCCCAAUAUUGUCAAGCUCCUAGAUGCCUACUACUACCUGAACAAGCUAUGGAUCCUGAUUGAGUUCUGUGGGGGAGGAGCGGUGGAUGCUGUAAUGCUGGAGCUGGAGCGGCCAUUGACGGAGCCCCAGAUCCGUGUGGUGUGUAAGCAGACUCUAGAGGCACUCCAGUAUCUCCAUGACAACAAAGUCAUCCAUCGCGACCUGAAGGCUGGGAACAUCCUCCUCACCAUUGGCGGAGAGAUCAAGCUGGCUGACUUUGGUGUGUCUGCUAAGAACACAAAAACCCUUCAGCGGAGAGAUUCCUUCAUCGGGACACCAUACUGGAUGGCCCCUGAGGUGGUGAUGUGUGAGACCUCUAAAGACCGGCCGUAUGACUAUAAGGCAGAUAUCUGGUCCCUGGGCGUCACCCUGAUCGAGAUGGCCGAGAUCGAGCCCCCCAACCAUGAGCUCAACCCCAUGAGGGUGCUUCUGAAGAUCGCCAAGUCCGAACCCCCCUCACUUAUGAAACCGUCGAGAUGGUCAGCAGAGUUUAAAGACUUCCUGCGUAAGUGCCUGGACAAGAACAUGGACAACCGGUGGACUACAGCUCAGCUGCUGCAGCAUCCAUUUGUUGUGAGUGUGGUGGAUAAUAAGCCCAUGAGAGAGCUGAUUGCAGAGGCCAAAGCUGAGGUCACUGAGGAGAUUGAAGAGGGCAAAGAGGAGGAAGAGGAGGAUGACACGGACCCACUGCUGGUGGUGCCUAGCCACAAGCGUGCCUUGUCGGAUGCCAGCGCCGGCAGCUCAGAGGACGAGAGGGGCAUCCCUAGCCCUGCCCCCUUGGAUGCCGUCUCUGAGAUGGCAGAGCCCGAGCCACAACCCUAUCAGGUCAAAGGUCAUGAGGAGAAGGAGGUGGUGGUCAUGGAGACACCUGCUGGAACUGAGGAGGAAGUGCAGGCCAGGGCAGAAGAUGAGGACAAAGACCAACCAGAAGCAGUCCCAGAAGUACAGGACACUGUACCGGUCAUCAGUGAGACUGAGGAGAAAGACAAGAAGAUUGAGAUCAAUGAGAGAAAGAGUGAAGAAAAGGAGGAGGAGGAAGAGGAGAAGAAGAGGGAGAAGAUAGAGAAGAAGGUGGAAGAAGAAAAGGAGGCUGAUGUGAGUGAAGAGGUGAAGGCUGAGGUGAAAGAGGUAGAGGAAGAAGAGGUGAUGAAGGAAGAUGAUGAAGUGAAUGGGGAGGAAGAACAGAAAGAAUUAGAGAUGGAGAACAAUGAGGAGAAGGAAGACAAAGUGAUUGAGAAACUUCCUCCGCUUUCCGAUGCCUCAGAACGGGCAGACGCCGAGACAGGAGAAGAGAUCAACCAUAAGCCUGAGGAACCGGUAGACAAGCCAGCAGAACCACAGGAACCUGAAGAACAGAAGCCUGAAGUGGAAACUGCAGCUGAGCCAGCGGAACAGUCCGACAGCAUUUCUGCAGAGCCCAAAGAACUGCCCACGAGAACUGGAGGGUCUGAGAAACUGGACAGCACAACAGAAACCAAGAAAGACAAAGAAGAAGAAGAAGAGGAAGAGAAGGAUGCUAAAGAGGAACCAGCUGAAGGAGGUGAACUCUCCUCAGAUGGAGCUGCAGCAGCGGUGGAGUCCACAGAGAACCCCUCAGAGGCCAUCUCUCAGGAGGAGGUUCAGGGAGCAGAGGAAGAGGUGGUGAAGGGAGAGGAGGAAGAGAAGGAAGAGAAAGAGGUAGAGAAUGACAAGUCUCCAGACCUAGGAAAGGUUGCCGACGAGGAAAAGAAGGAGUCACUGACAGAGCCGCCAGUAACGUCAGUAACAGAUGUUCCCCCGGUGAUUGUUGUCGAGGGCGAUGAGGGCAUUCAGACCACGGUGACAAAAGUUGAGGAGGAGAAGGAAAAAGAGAAGGAUUCUGAUUCAGGGAACAGCUCGGCUGCUGACACCAACAGCAUUGACAUCAACCUGUCCAUAUCCAACUUCCUGUCCAAAAACAAGGACGGCUCCGUCUCCAUACAGGACACCAGACGUCAGAAAAAGACCCUGAAGAAGACGCGCAAGUUCAUGGUGGACGGUGUAGAGGUCAGCGUGACCACUUCCAAGAUCGUCACCGACAACGACACCAAGAGUGAAGAGCUGCGCUUCCUCAGGCGACAGGAGUUGCGUGAGUUGAGACUUCUUCAGAAGGAGGAGCAGAGAGCCAUGCAGCAGCUCAACAACAAACUCCAGAUGCAGAGGGAGCAACUCUUCAGGCGCUUUGAACAGGAGACCACUGGUAAAAAGCGUCAAUAUGAGCAGGAGCUGGAGACCUUGGAGAAGCAGCAGAAGCAGUCCAUCGAGCGCCUGGAGCAGGAGCACACCAGCCGCCUGAGGGACGAGGCCAAGCGCAUCAAAUCAGAGCAGGACAAGGAGCUCGCCAAGUUCCAGAACAUGCUUAAGAACCGCAAGAAAGAGGUGAAACAGGAAGUAGGCCAGUCCCCCAAACAUAUGAGAAAAGAGCUACUCAAGCGCUUAAAGGAAGACCUAGCAAUCGCACAGCAUGAAGAGGAACAAGAGUUUCUGCAGCGACAGCAGCAAGAGUUGGAUGCAGCCCUGAAGAGGAUCAUCCAGCAGCACAAACAUGAGCUUGCCACCAUUGAGAGAGACUGCCUCAACAACAAACAACAGCUCAUGAGAGCCCGUGAAGCAGCAAUGUGGGAGCUGGAGGAGCGCCACCUUCAGGAGAAACACCAGCUGCUCAAACAGCAGUUGAAGGACCAGUACUUCAUGCAGAGACACCAGCUGCUCAAGAGGCAUGACAAGGAGAUGGAACAGAUGGCUGGCUAUAACCAGCGUUUGAUGGAGGAGAUGAAGAACAAGCACACCCAGGAGAAGGGCCGUCUGCCCAAGAUCCAGCGCAGUGAGGCCAAGACCCGCAUGGCCAUGUUCAAGAAGAGCCUCCGCAUCACGGGCACCGGCACGCCCGAACAAGACCGCGACAAGAUCAAACAGUUUGCAAUCCAAGAGGAGAAGAGGCAGAAGAAUGAACGGCUUCAUCAGCAGCAGAAACACGAGAACCAGAUGAGGGACCUCCAGCUCCAGUGUGACUCCAACAACAGAGAGCUUCAGCAGCUACAGAAUGAAAAGUGCCACCUGCUGGUGGAGCACGAGACUCAGAAGCUGAAGGAGCUGGAUGAGGAGCAUGGCCACGAGCUCAAAGAGUGGAGAGAGAAGCUGAGACCACGCAAGAAGGCCCUGGAGGAGGAGUUCAGCAGGAAGCAGCAGGAACAGGACGUGUUCUUCAGCACCAGCGGCGACUCCGAGUGCCUGAACCCCAGUGCCCAGAGCAGGGUGUCCAAGUUCUACCCAGUCCCAGGGGCCCACUCCUCUGGGUCCUAACCAACACACCCACACACACAUACAUAUAUAUACACACACACACACAUACACAUACACACACACAUACACAUACACAUACACAUACACAUACACAUACACAUACACAUACACAUACACACACACACAUACUGAGGGUUCCAUGGGUUCCUGCAUCAUUGACAAUCCUGGGAGCUUUGUCACAGAUAUGCCCAUUCCACUCUGAAGCUGCAGAAGCUCAAUCAGUGCCACCACCCUCACAUCCACAAACGAUGAUGCUCCUGAACACGCUCCGCUGAAUCUUCGGAGUUUCCUAGGCCAUUCAUUACUGAGUGACUGACUGUGUGAACCAUGUUAACAUGCUCCCUGCUCUUUGCUUACUGAUGGGCUCUUAGCAUCAGGGGCAUGCUGAAGGUGACAGAUCAGACCCAAGCAGACUGAAACCCAACAAGACAAUUCCAGCCCUGAUCAAACCAGCCGAGAGCCAACCAGACACAACCUGACCUGAUUGGAUAAAAGCAGGCCCAACCUAAGCAGACCUUGUCCGACCUGAUCAGGCAACACAAAACCAGAGUAGGUGGACUACAUUAGAAUGCACCCAAUCUUCCCAAACGGCUCAGGCAAUGCAGUGGAACAGCUACUUUAGAGACGCCUUUCAGUUCAAGUUCAGUCCCUAUUCCUCAGUUCCAAGAGGGAAGUCAGUGCCUCAAAUGUGUGUUUUGUCCAUGUUGGUGUGUGUGUGUGUUUUUAUGUGUGUUUGUGAUGUGAUGUGGUGUGAUGUAUGUAUGUAUGUAUGUAUGUAUGUAUGU